This is a messenger RNA of Phragmites australis (common reed), 2381 nucleotides long. RefSeq names its product CMP-sialic acid transporter 4-like. Lineage: Eukaryota; Viridiplantae; Streptophyta; Magnoliopsida; Poales; Poaceae. Gene Ontology annotation, cellular component: Golgi membrane. Gene Ontology annotation, molecular function: pyrimidine nucleotide-sugar transmembrane transporter activity. The transcript has 16 exons. Gene Ontology annotation, biological process: pyrimidine nucleotide-sugar transmembrane transport. Bases 396 to 1613 code for a protein of 405 amino acids. The record is from RefSeq and is a predicted model, not a curated record.
CAAAGAAACAUAAAAAACGCCAGAGGCACCCGCCUUCCUUCCGCUCCUCCCGCGCCACCGCCAGCGCGCUCACGCCCCCCUCCCCUCCCGCCUGCACCCGAGAUCUCUGCGGCGAGGCUCCCCGCCCACCGCACCCCACCCCACCCGCCGCCCGUACCACGUGACGCGCGCGCGGAAGCUUGCCGGGAGCGGAGCCCAGCCGGGCCGCGCCGAGCCGGAUUCGCCGCGAGCGCGGUGUCCAGGCAGGCGGGGCUAGAUCCGAGAGAUCCCGCCCCACGUUCCCGCAUCCUCCGUGAGUCCGUGGUAUGCGCAGGGUUUGCUGAGAAGCCACGACUGUAGAGUGAUAUCUUGUCUGUGUGAUUAUUUCGGCUGCUGCUCCUGGUUGGUUGGAGGAGAUGCAGAGGAAUGGCGUUCUGGAAUGCAGCGUCUGCCGCUCCAAGGUGGCGGUUCCAAGCCCCAGGAGUGUAUCGAGGGCAUACGACAAGCACCGCAGCAAGAUAUCACACAAGUACCGUGCACUCAACUUCCUUCUCGUGUCCGGGGACUGCAUCUUGGUCGGCCUCCAGCCUAUCCUAGUCUUUAUGUCGAAGGUUGAUGGGAAGUUUCAGUUCAGUCCUAUCAGUGUUAACUUUUUGACGGAGAUUGCAAAAGUUCUUUUUGCCAUCGUAAUGCUAGUAAUCGAGUCUAGAAAACAAAAGGUGGGGGAGAAGCCGCUUCUGUCACUUUCAACCUUUGUACAGGCAGCCCGUAAUAAUGUACUCUUAGCUGCUCCUGCUCUCCUAUAUGCCAUCAACAACUACCUGAAGUUUAUCAUGCAGUUAUACUUCAGCCCCGCAACUGUGAAGAUGCUAAGCAAUCUGAAGGUACUGGUCAUAGCUGUUCUCCUAAAAAUUAUAAUGAGAAGGAAAUUUUCUAUAAUUCAGUGGGAAGCCCUUGCCCUAUUGCUUAUUGGAAUCAGUGUCAAUCAACUGCGCUCUGUACCUGUGGGCACCGAUGCUUUUGGUCUUCCAGUCACUACUAUUGUUUAUGUGUAUACACUUGUUUUUGUUACUGUCCCAUCGCUUGCCUCUGUGUACAAUGAGUAUGCCCUAAAAAGCCAGUUUGAUACAAGCAUCUAUCUUCAGAAUUUGUUCUUAUAUGGUUAUGGUGCAAUUUUCAACUUCCUUGGCAUCUUAGUGACUGUCAUAUUUCAAGGUCCAGAGAGUUUUGAUAUCCUUCGAGGCCAUUCAAGGGCUACAAUGUUUCUCAUAUGUAACAAUGCUGCACAAGGCAUUCUCUCUUCAUUCUUCUUUAAGUAUGCAGACACUAUUUUGAAGAAGUACUCAUCAACUGUUGCCACGAUUUUUACUGGUCUAGCUUCGGCUGCAUUUUUGGGACAACCCUUGACUGUUAACUUUCUCCUUGGCAUCUCAAUAGUGUUUAUUUCAAUGCACCAGUUUUUCUCUCCACUAGCCAAAGUCAAAGAUGAAAAGCCAUCUGGAACAGUGGAAUUUGGAGAUACACAAAAUCAUAGGUCUGCUGAGUCUUCCUUUGUAAACAUGACUGCUGGAGCUGCUGCUGAUGCAAGCCAUCUUAGCGCAACUGAUGAGAGAAAACCACUGCUGCCGAUUUAACAUUAUAUCUGAGGAACUGUUGCUCAAACAUGGCUACCUUAGUUUCAGACAUGAUACACAAGUCGACUCACGGCCACAGGAGUCAGGUUGACAACGGCAAAACUUCACAUCUCCACAUGCUUGCACCAGAUCAGACCACGCCCUGCCGGUCUUGCAGGACGGCGUAGUUGAUCACGCGGGCGACGGUGCCCAUGGGCGGCCGGAAGGUUGUGUCGUAGUGCAGGGCACUGCACCGCGAUCCUCCCGAGCUGCAGGGCAGGGAACAACCAGAUUGACGGUUAGGUUCUGGCGAUGCGCCAAGGGUUUACAAGCCGACAGGCAGAAGAGAAGUUCAGGUGGACCUUGAGAGCUCCGGCAGGAGGAUACUGGUCGCCAAGCUUCGGGUCGAUGCAUUCCUGAACCCUGUCUUCCGACAGCAUCGGAGUUGCCUGAUGUAUCAAUGGAAGCAGGAAAUCCAUCAGACGUUUUGAUCAUUUGGUGCUUAUUUAGUACUUUCAGAAUGUUCUGAAUCCGAGAAACUAUCGAUUACAUGCUAUUUCGGUAGCAUCAUUUAAAAAAAAAGAAGAUAUACCAGGUUCUGUUCGUACUGCCGCUGUUUUUGUGUUUAACUGGACCAUAGAGUUAUAGUUGUACAACUACCCAAGAAAGAGGCAGAGAUAAUUCGUUUGCUGCGCCAUAGCGAACUGCCUUAUAGUAUUCUUGCUGGUCAGAAUUGGAAGGUCAGCUCUAUAAGAUUUAAAUCAAGGGGCUAGAAGUUUCUUGCAGGUA